GACUGGAAAAAUCGGUAUAGCAUCGCGUUGGUGCCACUUGUGUUGCUAUAAUGCAACGACGUGUCAGUGGAGAUGAUACUUCUCUUGAACAGAAAGAUGUGAAGGAGAAUGUGGAAAUUGCGAGAGAACGUGAAGAUGGUGACGAAUCCGGUUGUGAUGACGAGAAGGAAAAGAUGGUCCCCGUAGAGACGUUUCAAGCGAUCGUAAGAGAAAGAGAUCAGUUAAGACGUAUGUACAGGGAAUUAUUAGCCAAGUUAGAUUCUAGCAAGUCAAACGUGCAAGCAACGGUGCUGAAGGGAAAUGAUAGAGAAGGCGUAGCAGCUACAGAAGUUCCAGUUCCUACACCAAAUAGUACAGACAGCGGAAAGGACACUGCAUUCAGACAUUUAGAGGAGCAACUGAGUUUUUUGGUAAAUGAAAUGACUGCGAUGGUACGUGCAUCUAAAGAGAAGGAAAACCAGCUAGCAGAUCUUCAAAUGAUGAUCUCAAAACGAGACACGAGGAUCACAGAAAUGAAACAAGAAAUGUUGACAUUGCAAGAAGAAGUGGACCAUCUGAACGGAAAAUUGAGCACAGUGGAAUCAGACAGAAACAGGCUGCUUGAUGAGAGAGAGGAGGUCAUGUCAAUGAUGCAGAACUGUGUUGCUCUUAGUGAAGAAAUGGACAGCAUUGUGACAAAUGUCAACGAAUUAAUGAGAAUUCUGUGGGACAAUUUUGCUAAAUUGGAAACAGUAGAUGUGCAACUGUUAGCCAAUAAAAAGCAUUGCUCACACAUAGAGGACAUCAUUCAAAUUUUGAACAGAGACAGGCAAAAGGUAGAUAUAGCAUUUCAAACUCAAUUGGAGAGGAAGAACAAAGCUUUGGAGGAAUGUUUGGUAGAUUUGACAAAAGAAGUCAAGGUAAUGCGUGAGUUGCUGAGACGAUCACAAGGAACCAAGAAAUAA
Molecule: messenger RNA, 944 nt
Organism: Corticium candelabrum
Lineage: Eukaryota; Metazoa; Porifera; Homoscleromorpha; Homosclerophorida; Plakinidae
Product: ELKS/Rab6-interacting/CAST family member 1-like
Exons: 1
Coding region: 51-944 (297 amino acids)
Source: RefSeq, a predicted model, not a curated record